ACGAAGGGCUGGGGAGCUUGGUAGUCCCAGGAAAAACAAAGCACGCAUUCCAUUAAGGGAGAGACAUGAGUUCGGAGACAGACAAAGGGGGCAGGUCUGUAUCCAGUGUUAGUGCAUUACUAGAGACUCUUGGAUCAAGGUACACCGAAAGAGGUCAGGCUGUAACUGAUAGUGAAUUUGUGAACCCUCUGAGUAAAGGUCAGGCGGCUGGCUUUGAAACCAAACCGAUACAAUCUCACACAAAAGACAAUGAGGGCACUGAAGGGUCUGUCUCCUCUCGAGAUGGCCUGAGGGCAGGUGAGGAUACUAAUACUUUCAGCAACUAUGCCUCAAUAAAGAACAAUGCAGAGGAUGGAGAUGGAAGUGAAAAUGAGUAUGGGGAUGAGUCUAUAAUCUCUGAUAAGCAUUCGGUGUCAAGUUCGGAAUCAAGGUCUUUACAGAAUUCAAAUGUGAGGUCUUUGAGCCCAAAUUCAGAGGGAUCCAGGCGUAGAAUGUUGGCUUGCAAACGCUGUCAUUCUCUUAAGGUCAAAUGUGUUCCUCUGGAUACCUCGGUUGAAUUCAGUACAUGUAAAAGAUGUUUCAAGAGGAACAUAUCUUGUGAAUAUAAUACUCUCCAUAAGAGGAAAAAGCCUGCCCCGUUAACCAACUCGAUGAAAUUUAAAAUCAAAGAUGACGAGAUUGGGAAACUAAGAGAGGAGCUGAAACGGAAAGAUCGAUUGAUCAAAUUGUUGAGGGGAUUUACCGAUGAAGAAGAGGAAAAAAUGGUUUCAGAGAUAUCAAUGCACGAUCGAUUGAAACUAUACGGCAAAGAAAUCAAUGAGUUAGAGGCUAUGUUACCAAGUUCAUCUAGCAGUAGUCAAUUUAUAUCGAACUCGGAAAGACGUGUGCAAUUAGGCGAAAGUCAAAUGUCAUCAUUAGAUAUAGUUGGUAAUAACAUUCUAACCUUUCAGCAAUGUGAAAAACUACUGCAUCUUUUCUUAAAUAAAGUUUAUUCCAAAUUCCCCUUCAUUGACUUGCCCUCCACACUAACUGUGGAGUUUCUCAGAGAGCAUGAGCCAUUUAUGUUCAUAAUCAUGGUGUAUAUCGGUACCAUUGCGGAUACUGAGCCAUCUGAUAUUUCAGUGGAAUCUCAGUUGCAACUUGAAUGUUUGAUAUCUAAAACUAUUGCUAUUCAUGCUCUAGUCAUUGGAAACAAAAGCAUCAAUUUACUAAAAAGCACAAUGCUAUAUAGCUUGUGGUACACAGCUCCAGAAUUGUUUCAUCAAAGGAGAUAUCAUCUGUUUUCUUCCUUCUGUGCUUCAAUGGCGCAUGAUUUAGGGGUUAGCGGACGACCUUUUUUCUUCUACAACAAAGAUGAUGGGUUGGUGAAGAAGACUUCCGUACUUGGUGACCUUCACACUAUAAAACUAAAGGCCCUGAUUUUGGUCGUUUACAUAUCUUACAUGUCAACCUCUCUUUUUUUGAAAAGAGUUAUAUUUUUUCAAUGGACAGAAUAUUUGGACAAUAGUUGUGUACUUUUGGAAGGCUCAGAUCUCAGGUCCUAUAGAAUGAUUGCACUGUAUGCUAGAAUGAAUCACUUGAUGGAGACCAUAUACUGUGAAGUACAUAAACAAUCGGAGCAAAUUACUGUCUUAGAGUUGUCGAGCACCAGAAAUAAAUUGCAACUGGUUGAGUACUUGAAUCAGUUGAAUGGUUUGAAACAAAAGAUUUCAGACAAUUUCAGGCAAAAUUCCCCAGACUAUAGUUCACUCAUGGCAUAUAUGUAUUCUGUUCAAGCAUACUUGUAUGAACCUGCUUUGCAGACAUUGAUCAACUCAAAAGAAUAUGUCACUCCGGAAUACAAAAAUGUCUUUUUCUCAACCUUGAGCCAAAUCUGUGAAUCAUGUUUACUUUCUUUGAAGCAUUUCAAUCAACUAUCCAUAGAAGACAUGACUAGCAAUCCGUUAUUUCACGUCUCAAGAAUUCUCUAUACAUCAGGUAUGUUGCUCAGAAUUAGAUACUUGAGCUUGACCAUUCCAAAGAGUGGAAAGGCAAGCUUAUUCACUGAAGAGUGUAUUUCAACUAUCAGAACCUUGACUGCUAAAGUAGAGAAAACGUGCAAAAUGUUUCCAAAGAACCAUGCACUUAAGAAGGUUGCGAACGUCUUGGGUUUAUUUGUCCACACAUGUUUGUCUCAGUGGUAUAUUUCUUACAAAAGCCUCUCUAAGGAAAUUAAGAAGCAUACACCGCUAUUCGUUGAUCCACUGUUUGACUCCGACGCAAAUCCUCAGGGCAAGCGUCGUGCAACAAAUGCCAUUGACAAACCUGGUAGUGCUGCCAGUGGAGAUGUGAGUCACAACCCAGCCAUGAGUCCAGAUAACAGCGUCAUAAAUGGUACAAAGCACAGUGCUGCGUUCAAGCCACUCAUAUCAUCGUUGCUUCAGCCGCAAACUGACGAAACCACAGGACCGAUUGCAUCCUACAAGUAUGGUUUGAAUUCACAACAACAUAGAGGUUCGGCAGUCUACUCUGUUGCACCUUCACCUCCCACUCCUGUCUUACACAUAGCAUCGAACUCGACAGGUAUCCCAGACGGAAGCAGACCGGAUAAUUCAAUCAUGAAAUUUCAGUCUACACCUGCAUACAACAACAUGAACUUCAACUCCAGCAUGAAUGUGGGGAACUUGGGUAGCAUGCCAAUGGAGCAACAGCCAACUGGUUUGGACCAGCUGGCCGGUAUCGCUGUGGGCGACCUCGGAAACGGUGCAGCCACCAACUUACCUGGACGGGUAGGCAGCAUAGAAGGUAUCGAAAAUAACUGGGAGUUCCAGUAUAUGGCUUUCAACGACGAGUUUUGGAGUGACUUGUUUUUCGGCAACGGAGAGUCCUUUACAGGCCCCGUUGGAAGCAACAACGGCAUCAUAGGGAUGGAUCCGACGCCGCUUAAUUUACAAACGAAUAACUAGGGAGGUUACGGGGCACCAGCACGGAGCAUAUUGGCUCGUUUUGUUUUCUUUUUUUCUUUUCCUCCUUCUUCAUUUUACCUGCUAUAAUUUUUUGUGUUAACUAGGCUCUUUGUAUAUCAAUGUGUAAACUACCAAGACAGAC
Messenger RNA from Pichia membranifaciens NRRL Y-2026, 3087 nucleotides. RefSeq lists its product as hypothetical. Gene Ontology annotation, cellular component: nucleus. Gene Ontology annotation, biological process: regulation of DNA-templated transcription. The record is from RefSeq and is a predicted model, not a curated record. Bases 66 to 2945 code for a protein of 959 amino acids. The transcript has a single exon. NCBI's taxonomy places the organism in Eukaryota, Fungi, Ascomycota, Pichiomycetes, Pichiales, Pichiaceae. Gene Ontology annotation, molecular function: transcription cis-regulatory region binding; DNA-binding transcription factor activity, RNA polymerase II-specific; zinc ion binding.